Tupaia belangeri chinensis (Chinese tree shrew) is the source of this 1037-nucleotide messenger RNA. Its product is annotated as triggering receptor expressed on myeloid cells 3-like. Lineage: Eukaryota; Metazoa; Chordata; Mammalia; Scandentia; Tupaiidae. The transcript is spliced from 5 exons. Gene Ontology annotation, biological process: chemokine production; cytokine production involved in immune response; neutrophil-mediated killing of gram-negative bacterium. The record is from RefSeq and is a predicted model, not a curated record. The coding region runs from base 323 to 904 and encodes 193 amino acids.
CAUUUGUCUAAGCUGUUCCCUCUCCUCACAUUUCCCCAAGGUUUCUCAAUUGCAGUGUAAGAACCCAGCCUUUUGGGGAAGACAGUGAAAACCUCGGUGGGGCAGCACCUUCCACAAACUGGAAGAGGCCCUGGGCCACUGGCAGAUAGCAGAUCCAGGAAGAGAGGAAAGAUGGAGGGGUUAGGACUCCGCAAGUGGCCGUGGCUGCUGCUGCUGCUCCUCCGUGUCUCAGUACGGACCGGGAUGAAGUCAGGAUAUGUGUUAGAGACGGGAAAGGGAAAGUAAUAGACGCAGACCGGGCUGACCCUGCAAGGACUGAGCGAUGAAACAGAAGCUGGAAGUUUCUCUAGAGCACCCUGAAGGAUUCCAAGCUACAGGUGAAAAUGAGGAAGAGAUAUGCUUACAAGAAGGAAAGAACCUGACCGUGACCUGUCCUUACAACAUCAUGAAAUACGCCUCCAGUCGGAAGGCCUGGCAGAGGGUGAGGAGCCAAAGUGCCCCAGAAACCCUGGUGCGCACAGAGACUAGGAACCAGUACCUAAACCGGGCCCAGGUUGGGAGGUAUCUGCUGGAGGAUUAUCCCACUGAAGCCGUAAUCAGGGUCACAGUGACAGAGCUCCAGAGGCAGGACCUGGGACUGUACCAGUGUGUGGUCUUACUCAUGGACCCCUUCAUCCUGCACCAUCGGAUUCGGCUGAUUGACUGCAAAGGAGGUAGGGAGUGGAACAUCCAUCAGACACCCCUUCUUUUGGGUUCAGGAAUGUCAAACCUAGGAAUACUUGCCUUUGACCUGGCAGACCUGCCGCUGUUGGCUGUUGGACUCAUCCUGAACAAGGGCCUGGUGUUCUCAGUCCUGUUUGCCCUGCUCUGCAAACACCGAGCCACAGACAAGGCAGCCUCUUGACGUGUUCCCAGGACAAGGCAAACUCUGGGAAACAACCGACAGACUGUCCCUUCAAGGAGUCGCUGCCAUGCCUUCCUCCUCUGACAAGAAUACAUCUCAUGUUUGUCCAGUGGGGAAUAAAAGGUUUCCCAAA